Molecule: messenger RNA, 1608 nt
Organism: Aspergillus wentii DTO 134E9
Lineage: Eukaryota; Fungi; Ascomycota; Eurotiomycetes; Eurotiales; Aspergillaceae
Product: F-box protein
Exons: 3
Coding region: 22-1293 (423 amino acids)
Molecular function (GO): protein binding
Source: RefSeq, a predicted model, not a curated record
UCUGCUUCCUGGGGUUCAAUAAUGACUCCAUCAAUUUUUCAGAUAUUAGUGCAAGCAAAAAAGGCCCGUUCUCUCCUUGAUAGAGGCAAGAAAUCAAACGCCAAGAAGGGCCAACCGUCCAAGCACGGUGCAUUUGCAUCGUCAUCAACUUCGGUAGCAGAUAAAUUCAAUCCUGUACCAACUUCUUCGCCCUGGGACCUGCUACCUGUCGAAAUCCAAAUAAAAAUAUUCGCCCAUUGUGGUGUCAAGGAUCUGCUACCCUUGAGACUCGUUUGCCGAUCAUUUCAACAACUCCUCAAAUACCAUGAACCAUCAAUAUCUCGGGAAUAUCUCCGCCAACGUCGACAUGGAACACUUCCAUCACCAAUUGACAGCGAGCGAUCAUAUACGCGAAACCCCGAGGACGAUGUAGUACUCCUGUCGGACCUUUUCCCACCCGCAAAGAGCGCCAAAGGUGGUCACCUAUACACAUUUAGAUAUGUGCACAGCUUGCGACGCCGGCAGAAGCUCUGCUCGAGGCUUUGCUAUUAUAUCGCCGGCAGAAUCAUGGAUCGAUUCACGAACAGCGAGCCUGUAUUCAUGAAAAACAUGUUCCCGUCAAAGAACGAGCGACAAGCUCUUGUCCAGCGAGGGGUGGCAAGCCUCUGGUUCAACCUCAUACCUCACAUGUAUUACGCCCUCUAUUUCCUUGAAACAUACUCUCUAGCUAGACGAGAGCAGACGAACACUCUUCUGCACGAUUUCGAGGCUGGACGAAUUUCGCUCCCUAUAUCUCCGGAAGCACGCAAUUCAAUGUACCGAGAACUGCAACUUAGAAUUCUGCAAUCACCUCCUUUUACAGACACGUCUACCCUCAUUUCUACACAUCACUGCAUGGACCUCCUUGUUUCCUAUCUACGAAAUACCGUACCGCCUGGUGAGCCCGGGGAACUAGACGACAGCUUCAUCGGCUCUCUGCUCACCGUUUCGCCGUUUGUACGGGUGGUGGAAUUCUUCUCCGCCGAGAUUGGUGAUGGUGGCGGUCGGCGAAUGCAGCGCAAGGAUUUCAUGUACAACUUUCAGAAUGACAUAACGUUGAACGAAAAGGAUGAUAUGAAUACAUUGGUUUUUGGAAGCGGAUCCACCAGGAAUAUGCACUCUUCAAUUCGAGAUAUUUGGUUUGAUGUUGCCAUGUUGGAGCUGUUCCAGAGGAAAGCCUUCCCACAUGACCCGGAGAAGAUAUUAGUGUGGAAUGAUAUACCCGUGAUAUUUGGGUGUUCAGAAUGCCGUCAACAUAUAGGAUGGCCAGCAUGAUCUUCUACUUAUUGUUUAUUUGAUCGUUUUCAGGCGGGAAAAUCUCGGUGCACGGCGUUCUCUUGUUCGGGGCAUAUAUCAUGGGACGGGUACAUCAUUGGAGGAAUCACAGUUGUUAUAGACAUUUCUAUUUCAAGUUAUUGAAGGAUAUUUUGGGGUUAGCAAACAAAUUUAUGGGCAAGCAAGUAAGAUGUCAAUACAUGUAGUCGAAUAAGCUACGCAACCCUAAGCCCUAUAUAGUCCCCUUUUGGGAAAUGCUUUGUUUGCCAUGUUUGCGCGAUGGCGUCGCGUCUCCCAGUCCAACUCAAGUCCAAC